This is a messenger RNA of Emericellopsis atlantica, 555 nucleotides long. RefSeq lists its product as uncharacterized. The record is from RefSeq and is a predicted model, not a curated record. The coding region runs from base 1 to 507 and encodes 168 amino acids. Lineage: Eukaryota; Fungi; Ascomycota; Sordariomycetes; Hypocreales; Bionectriaceae. The transcript has 2 exons.
AUGACCAUUCCGAGAGAAGCAGGCGGGCCGGACACGGACGUCUCCAGCGCUGGUCGCAUCAUCACCACGACAACGACAACCACCACCGCCGACACCAAUACCAACACCAACACCACAUCGCCCUCAUCAUCUACCGUCAAUCCCGCAACGUCCGUCGAUCCACCUGCUGCUGCUGCUGCUCCCUCCACUUCAUCAGCGUCGACGCAGAAUCCAAACGCCAAGUCCACCACACAGACACAUCACACCACCACCACCAUGUCUGGCGCACAAUACCACGAAAUGAGCUGGGUGCAACCCAUCGACAUUGACGACGAGGACCUCACAUUCGGCGGCAAGUCCCUGAGCGAGUGGCACGAGGAAGACCGUCGCCGCUUCAGCAGCGCUAGCUCGUGCUCGUCGUCACAUCACUACGCCCACUCCACAUCCUCACAAGACGAGGAGGAGGAGAGGAGAGGUCGUGAGCGCGUCCGGAGAAGCUACCAUAACGAGAAGAAGAAGGCGCAGUAACGCCUUGCUUUCCAUCCGCGAGAUGGAGGAGGAGGAGGAGGAGGAGGA